AUGCGUGGAGAUCUCUGGCUGAUCGGAGCGAAUGUUUCCAGGGUCAGUAACGCGAUAUCAAAGCGAAAUCACGGCGCGAACAAGGCAAAAUCCAUGUUCAUAUCAGACGUCGGACGACCUCUGCGAUACUAUGUCCAGAUAAUGGUGACAAACGGCACGAUGACAUCCGUCGUUUCGGCCCAUACAAUCGUCGCCAGGAGGCCAUCGCGGCUCGCGUUCGCUGCCAGCCACACAUCUGUUACUAUUAAAAUCGCUUUGGAUCAUCCGCAAAUCACGCAUCCCUCUUCAUUCUCGUGGCCGAUAAAGAAACUUUCGACUCGCAGUUUUUCGCACAUUGCGAAUGGAGUCGCAAACUCGCAAAAACUUCUGAUUUACAUCUUCUGGACUAUUGCGCCCAUCGUCUGGGUGAAUCGUGCUAGGAUUCCUUCACGGUUAACUUCCUAUCAAGGACGCUAUUUUGAAGAAAACUUUUUCAUCUCCGUUGUGGAACUACUAUUUCUAGAUACCAGCCCUUAUAGAGGGCGUCCAUUGUGA
Messenger RNA from Strongylus vulgaris, 534 nucleotides. The record is from the annotation of a GenBank genome assembly. NCBI's taxonomy places the organism in Eukaryota, Metazoa, Nematoda, Chromadorea, Rhabditida, Strongylidae.